UUCACCUUCUCUUUUCUCUCUCAUCACACAAAAGAUCCUUUCAACUUAUUACUCUCGCAUUCAUCCUCUUUCGGUUUUCAACUUUUAAACCACAUCUACCAAUGCAAGAAGAAAGAAACUUAAUUGCCCAUUUAAGAGGGAACUAAACCACUGCCACUUAAAAGCCUUUUUAGAGAGAGACAGAAAAAAGAGGAUUCUAGUGAGAGAAAGUCAUGCUUCUGUUCUGAUGUUACAAACAAACAAACAAAAGAGCAUGACCCUUCUACCUUCGUAGCUUUUCUAACCUACCUUUUUUCCUCUCUUCCAUUCCCUCAGAAAAAUUAAAGAAACACCAGAUUCAAACAGUCAAAGAUUGGAUCUUUUUUGGAGGUUUUUUGUAAUUAUGGCUGUCCAUGCACAGUGCUACUCUGAUCUUUAUCAGAAUAAUAACAUGGGCUUCGCUAAUUUACCCCAGGAUUGGGUUCUCAUGACUGGUUCCUCUGUUUUUGGAAUUGGGGAUGAAAACAGAGCUUCCUGUCCAUACGAACAACAACAAGAUCAAAGGUUUCUUGAGCCUCAAAAGAUUAUGAAUUCCGCUUCUGAUUAUCAUAAUCUUGUUCUAUCUUCUUCAAAUUCGAGAAGAAACGGGAUGAUUGGGUUUCAAAAUUUGUCUUCUGAGCUUGAGAGACAAAGGUUAGAGAUGGACUGUUUUCUUCAUUUUCAGAAUGAGAAAUUAAAAGCCGUGUUGAAUGAGGAAACAAGAAGAAGAGAGGUGAUCAUGAUGCAAGGUUACGAAUCAAAGAUGAAGGCGAUAAUGGAGGCAAAAGAACAAAUCUUAAACACCGCAACAAACAGAACAAUAGAGCUUCAAAACUGUUUACUAAUGGCGGAAAAAGAAGCGAAAGAUUGGGAGAAAAAAGCCAUUGAAAACGAAGCCAUGGUUACUGACCUCAACAGAAAGCUAUACCAAGCUAGAGAAAGAAACCAUGAAGAUGCAGAAUCAGUCUGUAAUGGAGGUGGUGAUCAUGAUCACGAUGAUGAAGAUGAUGAUGACGAUGAGAGAGAAACAAGAGAGAAGAAAAUGGUAUGCAAGGUCUGUCACGUGAGAAGCUCGUGCAUCCUAUUGUUACCUUGCAGGCAUCUGUGUUGUUGCAGGGGUUGCGAAGGUCUACUGAUGUUUUGUCCUGUUUGUGAAACUGUUAAAAAUGGAAGAUUGGAGGUUUUCUUUGGUCUAAAUUGAGGGGGGUAAAAUGGUCAGAAAAAAAAGUUAAAAAAAUAGGGUUGGAUGUGUUUCUUUUUAUGGGGUCUUUGUUAUGAAAAAGAUCUUUUUGGCAGUAGUUUUAGUGGCAAAGAUCCAAAAGUGUUGUGGGUACGAUGGGAAACGUAUAAAAAGAUGGCCUUUGUAAAGAAUCUUCAUUGUUUCAGUUUCACCCCUUUACUUUUAUGAUAUUUACUUUUAAGUCCA
Lactuca sativa (garden lettuce) is the source of this 1444-nucleotide messenger RNA. RefSeq names its product putative BOI-related E3 ubiquitin-protein ligase 3. Lineage: Eukaryota; Viridiplantae; Streptophyta; Magnoliopsida; Asterales; Asteraceae. The record is from RefSeq and is a predicted model, not a curated record. Gene Ontology annotation, molecular function: ubiquitin-protein transferase activity.